Molecule: messenger RNA, 2100 nt
Organism: Pyrenophora tritici-repentis Pt-1C-BFP
Lineage: Eukaryota; Fungi; Ascomycota; Dothideomycetes; Pleosporales; Pleosporaceae
Product: Clr2 domain containing protein
Biological process (GO): silent mating-type cassette heterochromatin formation
Cellular component (GO): mating-type region heterochromatin; rDNA heterochromatin; SHREC complex
Source: RefSeq, a predicted model, not a curated record
AUGUCGAACAACCGUGUUGUCGUACAGCUAAACCCGGGUUGCUCGGACGGCGAUCCCCUACACGUUCCCUCUUCUGGUUCCCACACGCAGGUCAAUCCUCCAACACUCUAUCUUGAGAAGAUUGGACAGCAAUGGAUGCAAAAUCAGGGUGACGCACUUCCUGGGGUUCAGUAUACUCUUGCCGCCUUGCCCGCCGGUUACACCAUGUGGCAGCGCCCAAGACCUUCAGACCCAAAGAUGUUAGACAAAUAUCUUUGGGGCCACCCCUCACAAAAGAAAUUCGAUUCACCGAACCGUUUCUAUCCUCAUUUCGAGUACCUCAUGAACAACGGUGGCAGCAACAUUGGCUGUCCUUGCACCGUCUGCUUUGGGAGUGCUGGUGUUCUUCCGAGGGCUUCACCAAACACCUCUAGAGCGCGAAGUUCAAGUACAUCUUCGCAGCGUUCGUCGAACAUCUCUGUCGCCAUACAGAGCCGUCCUAGCAGUGCCCACCCAAUCGUGCCAAUCCCGAGGCCUGUGGUACAGCAACAGCACAAAGGACGUCCAAAGAAGGUCGCCGUGGGUAUGGACAAGUCCAACGAGGACCAAGAAGGAUCGCCAGAUGUUUACCGAAACUACAUCAACAAGCUUAGGCGGCAUCAACAUAUCGAUGAUGUAAUACAAGAACCAAUGAGUCCAGAUUGGCGUGCAGAACAAGAACGCAUGCCAAAGUUGCUAUACGACCUCAAGACACUAGAGCAGUGGAUCCCAAGGAACGGCGAUAUUGUCUUGUAUAUCCGCGACUUACGGGAUGAUGUUCACGUCGGUCGUGACGAGCAAAAGGACAAAAACAUGGACCUACAGUGGAAGGCUGGUCUUGUCACAGAGGGACCUGACGGUAAUGCCACUGACCAGAAGACGAACGUGUCUUGGUCAGGUAUAAGAGUAGAACCCGUCCCACACCCAAACGACCCCGACAAAUCAAUUUCAAAGCGAUACAAGUACGUUGACUUGCGACAAACCCGUCCGUUCGUACUCUGGAAAGACUACUUGAACAACAUCCGCCGAGAUAAAUGGCAUACUACCAUCGAAAAUGCCUUGGCGUUGGCCUCUACCGUCUCGUUGAUAGACAAGUAUCGCUUUCGGGGUACAUGGCCAAACGCAAGCAUUUACUGUCGUGGCAUGUAUGUGGGCUUCGAGAUGGUGGCCGUCGGGGAUACAAUUCGUCUUCUACCAAAGAAAGAAUGUGGCCAGGAUGAGUGUACGGAUAUUAUGGUGAUCAAAUCAAUCCGCCUCCAGUUGACGAACCUCGAUCAAGCCUCCGACAACGACUACGACGAAGGCCGUCCGUAUAACUCUGAGAUCUGGAUUUACGGCUCUGCAUACACGAGUGAUGCAUCUAGAUUGAACAAGGCAUGGCUCUCUGAUCAAUUCAACGUACCGCGAGCGGCAGGAGAGUAUUCACAAUGGUAUCCGCUCCAUUCAGCUCACAAGGAGAUGGCCAUCCCAUACGCUCGUGUACUGGGUCGCUUGCAUGAGCGCCAUGCGGUUAUGUCGCAACAUUACCAGCUAGACCCAGGCGACCCAAGCCUUGACAUUGGCCGGGAAGCCGUGAUCGACGCGCGUGCGUAUGCUCGAAAGCACGACAACCGCAUAGCAAAAGCACACAUCGCUACAUGGUACUGGGGAGACAACCGCGCUGACGCUCUCAAUCUUCGCACUAUCAAUGGUCUCGACGUUUCAAAGUUCGACCUGGAGCGCGAUGUCAAGGAUAUGCGCAAGAAGUAUCGACUGUUGGAUGCCGUUGACAGUGGCCAGAACCUGGCAGAUUUGAAGCCCGAUCGUGAGGUUGUGCCCCAUAUCAAAAACGUCCGCGGCUUCAUGGCACCAGCAUUGCCCCUCCGACCAGUCGACUCUAGGGCAGCUAGCAUCAGCGGAGACUCGACUGACGCCUCGAGUGGUAACGACAGUAACAUGUCGGUUUCUAAGAAGCGCACACAUGUUGUUGACCUAGACGAUGACGAUGACUUGGAGGAAGAAAUUCGGCAACACACCAAGGUCAUCGAAGACCAUCGCGCUACAUCUAGCAAGAAGGCUAAAGUCAUGGUCGUCAUCGACUAG